AUGUCUGAUAGUUUCUUCAUCAAAAACAAGACUGCAAUUAUAGUCACUGCGUUGGCUGUGAGUUCAGCCGUUGGUGCAUACUGGUUUUAUAGCCAACUGCAAGCAACAUCAUCCACAUCAAGAGAUCUUGGUGAUGACAGUCCUACAUCAGGAUCAUCUUCCAAAAAGAACAAGAAAAAGAAGAAGAGCAAAGGUCCGUCUUCCCCUGAUCCUGAAUCUUCUUCCCCUUCAUCCACUCACAAGAAAUCACCACAAUAUCCAGUAAAUUCUAAAGGAUUGCCUGACAUCACUUCAGAUGUUGCCGACAAGUUGUCGGAGCAAGAAAAGGAAUCGUGGGCAGUGCAAUUAAAGGAAGAUGGAAACACCGAGUUCAAGAACAAGAAAUAUGAAACUGCCAUUGCAUACUACACUGCUGCUUUGCAAUUAAAAGAAGACCCCAUUUACUAUUCCAACAGAUCUGCAUGUUACGCUGCUCUAGACGACCAUGAGAAUGUCAUCAAGGAUACCACUGCUGCAAUCAAGUUGAAGCCAGACUAUACCAAGUGUAUUUUGAGAAGAGCUACUUCUUAUGAAAUAUUGGAGAGAUAUGAAGAUGCCAUGUUUGAUUUGACUGCAUUGACCAUCUAUGGUGGGUUCUCAAACAAGUCAGUUGAGCAAAUCUUGGAAAGAGUUUUGAGAAAACAUUCCAUUAAAAUCGUUGACCAAAAGGAGAAAGUUUUGGCGUUGCCUUCGGCCGCUACUAUUGGAUCCUUUUUUGGUGCUUUUGCCGACGAAGGUGAAUUAUUCGGUGUUGAUGAAAACAGUGAAGGUGGGGGUAAAUUCUUGUAUGACGCCUUGGCUAAAAUCAAAGCAAAUACUAGAGAAGGCUACGAUGAGGCCGACACUUUGAUUAACCAAGCAGUUUCGGCAUUGGAAGGAGAUGCUUCUAAAAAGGAUACCUAUGCCAUUGCUUUAGAGUAUGCAUCGGCUUUCCAAUUUUUGAAAAAUGAUCCUACUACUGCUGCGGAUUUGAUUAACAAGUCUAUUUCAAUUCAACCAAGGCCUAGAGCUUACGUAUACAGAGCCUUGAUCAAUGCUGACAAGUCCUCUUAUGAGGAAGCUAUGAAGGAUUUUGCAUUGGCUGAAAAAUUGGACCCAAACUCUCCCGAUAUAUUUUACCACUUGGGUCAAUUGCAUUACCUUACUGGUAAUUUAGCUAAUGCUGAAACCAACUUCAAAAAGGCCAAGUCUUUGAACCCGGAAAAUGUUUACGCAUAUAUUCAAUUGGCUUGCAUCACAUACAAGAAUGGUCAUCAACAAGAAGCCGAUGAAAAGUUCACUGAAGCCAAAUUGAAGUUUCCCACCAGUCCAGAAAUCCCCAAUUAUUACGGUGAAAUCUUGGCUGAUAAGGGUGAUGUUGAUGGCGCUAUUAGACAAUUUGAUGUUUCUGCCAGAUUACAAGAAAAAUUGGAUAGAUUUAGUGUUGGUGCUUUACCUUUGAUCAAUAAAGCCACUGUGAUUUCAAGGGAAAGUUUGGAAAGAAUGGGUGAGGCUGAAGAAUUGUUAACAAAGGCUUGCGCAUUAGAUCCUAAAUCGGAGUUGGCAAGAAUUUCAUUGGCCCAAAUCAAGUUACAAAAGGAUGAAGUUGAUGAUGCCAUUACCCUUUUUGAAGAAAGUUGUGAUUUAGCCAGAUCUAUUGAAGAGAAAAUUCAAGCUAUUUCAUUUGCUGAGGCUACAAAGAUGCAAAAGAGAAUCAAGAAUGAUCCCGUCUUGACGGCAAAGAUUACUGAGUUGAUGAGACAAAGUGGUGCUUUGUAA
This is a messenger RNA of Lodderomyces theae, 1797 nucleotides long. It is a transcript of the gene TOM70, whose product is annotated as protein channel. NCBI's taxonomy places the organism in Eukaryota, Fungi, Ascomycota, Pichiomycetes, Serinales, Debaryomycetaceae. The transcript has a single exon. The record is from RefSeq and is a predicted model, not a curated record. The coding region runs from base 1 to 1797 and encodes 598 amino acids. Gene Ontology annotation, molecular function: protein binding. Gene Ontology annotation, cellular component: mitochondrial outer membrane.